UGUUACUCUCUGUAUGCAGUGGAGGAAUGACUUUGUCAAUGGCUUGGUGAAGAUCCCAAACUCCCAUGAGACUCAGGAAGAGUGCCUCGGUAUGGCUGUGCUGGACAUGUCGAGAACAGCCAAAGAGAAACAGAUGUCACCGCUGGACAUCUACCACACCAUAAGUUACAAGUCUUUCUUGCCAAAAGACAUGAGAGCUCAGAUCCAGGACUGCAACUUUGUGACACGCAAGCGAAUCCGAUUCCGCUUUAAGCGCUUUAUCCAGCAGUUCAGUCAGUGUCGGACCACAGCGCGCGACCUCAAGCUGAAGUACCUGAUCAGCAUGGAGUCCCUGGAGAAGGCCUUCUACACGGAGACCUUCCAGGUCAGGGAUCCGUCGAGCGGACAGCUCAUCAUCGUGGUGGCAGCGGACAUCGGCAUUCAGUGGUGUCGAGAGAAACUCAAAGAUUCUGACGAGGAGCUGCAGACCUUGUGCGACUUCUCUGACGUCAUCGACAUGAGCAUCAAACAGGCCAUCAAGGAGGGGGCUGCAGAGAGUCGGGUGGUCACCAUCACUAAACAAGAUGGAAAGAAUCUGGUAAUUUCAAUAUUUUGAAAAUACAAGUAUGUGUUUACCCUUUUUUUUGUAUCCAGAUAAAGGAACUACUUUUUGAAAACAGACAGAUUCAGUGACACUACUGGAUUGUACGAGUAGAACAUCUUCACUCAAAUUAGCUGUGGGUAAAAGCAAAUUAUCUAAAGAUAUACUAACUAUGGAUGGCAUUAAUUUGGCCUCCAGUGAGACUGUAAGGAA
Messenger RNA from Notothenia coriiceps (black rockcod), 793 nucleotides. Its product is annotated as tyrosine-protein kinase JAK2-like. Gene Ontology annotation, molecular function: non-membrane spanning protein tyrosine kinase activity; growth hormone receptor binding. NCBI's taxonomy places the organism in Eukaryota, Metazoa, Chordata, Actinopteri, Perciformes, Nototheniidae. Gene Ontology annotation, biological process: cell differentiation; growth hormone receptor signaling pathway via JAK-STAT; intracellular signal transduction. Gene Ontology annotation, cellular component: cytosol; cytoskeleton. The transcript is spliced from 3 exons. The record is from RefSeq and is a predicted model, not a curated record. Bases 14 to 595 code for a protein of 193 amino acids.